AUGUCCAACAAGAUCACAUAUGAACCCGUUCAUUCUCGGGACACUACUGAAGACGACGAGCAUGAUGAUUUACCCCUUCUAGCUUUGGGCCAAGAAAAGCAGGGACCACGCAACGGGCCAUAUUCAACAACUUGUUUGCUCGUCACGCUUGUGCUCGUAACCGCCGCCGCCACCCUGGUGUCUGGGACAGCGGGCUUCAUCUGGGGACGGCACAUCGAAAGGGACCGUGCCGAAUCGGACUGGUUUUCACCUCCCGGCCGGAUUGAUCAUACUUUCAACUACCGGUGGCAGUUUUCGGCGAGACCUAGCAACAACGAAUCACAGAUUUGGUGGAAUAAGGUGUUCCCAAAGGGUAGGGGAUUCAUUCAACACCCCGAAAUAUCCCCCGUACCCCACGGCCUUGCGGUAUUUCAUCAGCUUCACUGCCUUGUAAGACGGCCCGGUAAAUUUGCUAAGCUGGAAUACCUCCACCCGCUGACCUCAAUCUCAAACCAGGAUGCCAUUCGCCAUGGGUAUUAUUCCGCCGUGGAUGGAACCGAGCCGAUCCAUUUUGCGAAGCCAGGCCAUAUCCGCCACUGCAUCGACUACCUCCGGCAAUCCAUCAUGUGUAAUGCCGAUACUAAUCUUGAGCCUAUUGACCCCGACCUUGACGGCGUGACGGGGUGGGGAUUCCCAAGAAAGUGUCGGGAUAUCGUGCGGCUCAUAAGCUGGGCCCAGAAGUGGAGGACGCAUAACCAAACGGGGCAUCAUUGA
Chaetomium globosum CBS 148.51 is the source of this 753-nucleotide messenger RNA. RefSeq lists its product as uncharacterized. The record is from RefSeq and is a predicted model, not a curated record. NCBI's taxonomy places the organism in Eukaryota, Fungi, Ascomycota, Sordariomycetes, Sordariales, Chaetomiaceae. Bases 1 to 753 code for a protein of 250 amino acids. Gene Ontology annotation, biological process: mycotoxin biosynthetic process. The transcript is spliced from 3 exons.